AACCAGACAGCCGUGAUUCACAAACACGGCAGACCCGAGAGAAAAGUGUCCUAAGACAACUCACGCCUACGGAACGGAACUGCUCCAGAAUCAGGAUGCCUCUCAACGCUGGCGCUUCACUUUAUCGACGGUCCCUGAAACUGGCCCUUGAUUGGGCCGUUCACCGCCAUAUCUGGAGAGGACAAGCUGUGUAUAUCCGCUCACUUUUCGAGGCCAACAAAGAUGUUCGCGAUCCCCGUCAGCAGAAGGUACUGCUUCAAGAGACAGAAAAGCUCCUAGAGACAUGGAAACACCCUGACCCUUACCGCGCACCUACGGCCCCGGGUGGCAGCAAGUACGAGAGAAAUAUUCCCGCCCCUCAAUUGCCCCUUGCUUCGGACAGCUCGGCACACUGA
Molecule: messenger RNA, 395 nt
Organism: Aspergillus eucalypticola CBS 122712
Lineage: Eukaryota; Fungi; Ascomycota; Eurotiomycetes; Eurotiales; Aspergillaceae
Product: NADH dehydrogenase [ubiquinone] 1 beta subcomplex subunit 9
Exons: 5
Coding region: 96-395 (99 amino acids)
Biological process (GO): mitochondrial electron transport, NADH to ubiquinone
Source: RefSeq, a predicted model, not a curated record